AUGGUGUUCGAGGUCAAUGAGAACGUCACGCGGGCGCCAGAGGCGGAGGUCUUCGGAUACGUCUACUUCACCCAGCGCGUCUUUCAGAAUGGCUCCGUGCGGGCGCUGAGAUUCCCUGGCACGGUGCGGCGCGCGGACUCCCGGGAGAUCAUGAUCCACGAGGGGGACGUGUCCACUGUCAACGAGGACUGCGGCACGGACUUCGACUGUGCGCAGGCUGAGCUCAAGUUUCAGAUGAUCCAGACCACGCUCUUCGGUGGCCGAUCUGCGUGCGCGCAGCCCUGGCAGUGCGAUCUUUGCAGAGGUGGUUUCAAGUCAGAGCAGGCCUUGAUCAGCCAUGCCUGGUGGAAGCACGGGGUUCGCAAGGAGCCUGCGCGCGCGCUGCCACAGCGCCCCGGCGCGCUGAUCCAGAGCUUCUUUGCAGAAGAAGUGCAAGAGCAAGACUUGCCCGAGCAGUUCGAACACUUGAUUUCCUUCGAGCAUGCUGAAGAAGCCAAUCUGCCUGAGCUUCUUGAAGAGGAGGCGGCGGAGGAGGAUGAGCCGCUGGAGACACCGAAGAAGCGCACCAAGACGGGCGCCAUCAAGCAGACGCGUGGCGCAAACAGGAGACAGCGCGUUUCAGCCAAGCAGCAAGUGGAUGCAGUCGACACCUGGCGGGCUUGCAAGCUGAGCGGCACGCCACCCAAAGACAAGAAGGGAAAUGCCACUGGCACACAGUAUUCGUACAACACUGUGUACGGGUGGUCUCGCAACUACGACAAGCUGGUCGAGCAGGCUGCCAAGGGAACUGCGACCAAGUUGGCUCGAACCCGCAGGGGCUGGUUCAGGCAGAACCCCUUGGUGCAGGAAUUUGACCAGCACCUUUGCAGAGCUCUGAAAAAGCAUCGCAAAGCUGGCCGCCCAGCGAAUUCCGUCACUGUUCUCGCCAUGGCUGAGAGCAUAUACGACAAGGUGGACAAGACAAGAGAAGGAAGGAACCUGCAGUGGCCGCGGAACAGGAGGGGCGGUGAAGUGUGGAGGCCCAAGAUGACCUGGGUUAAGUCCUGGCUGCAGGUCCGUGGCUGGAAGCCGCGAAAGCCGACGAAGAAGAGAGGCUCAACGCCCGCACAGGACAGUGCCCUCAUGCAGCGCUGGCUGGACAAGCUGCGGCACAUGGCUCAGAAGCAGCCUAGCUGCGGUGACAACACCUGGUCAGACGCAUGGGGGUUCUUUUCGCCUGGGGAGCGGUUCAACAGAGACCAAGUCGGGUUCAGUUUUGACUACACUGCGGCAGGGCGCACGUGGGCCAGCCCUGAGGAGCGGACCACCGGCUGCGUUCAAGUUGUGACCGGCAAGGCCGGAUGGGAGAAGAGGUUUUUCACAUGGGACAUGUGCUACGCGGGAGAUUUGAAGCAGGCGCAGCCGCCCCCGGUGCUUUAUUUCUUCGGAGCCGGCAACAUUUCACAGCUUGAGCGGGCCUCUUACGACAAGGAUGUGAAAGUCUUCUUCACGCCAAAGGGCUAUCUCAAUGAAGAUGCAAACCAGUUUUGGACGCAGUGCUGGAAGGAGCAUGUUUCAGCCAACCACGCGGGCAAAGCGGUACUGCUGACUUGCGACAAUGUCGCCGCACACUGCACCCACGCAUGGCGGGAGGAGAUGGCCAAAAUCGGCACUACGGUCUUGCAUGGGGAGCCCAACGGGACGCAUUGUUGGCAGGCCAUCGACCGGCAUAUUGGCAAGACCCACAAGGACCUGUUCCACCAGAUGCAGCUUCACAGAUCUUUGGAGGACUUCAAGUCCUUCCAGCACCUGUCUGCCAAGGACCGGCGGAUUUGGUGCACGCAUUGGGUGGGCGAUCUGUGGAGACAUUAUUGCCAUGAAAAGGCUGCAGCUCACGCAAACUGCUGCCAAUGCAGCGGGCUAUUGAUCAGACUGGACGGCGUUGGGGAUGACCGCGUCACUGUGGAGAGCAAUCCAGUCUUUGCUGUUCAGCCAUACCAGUGCUGGGAAGGCCUCGAGGAGAGCAUCCAAAAGAGCUGGCAAGCGCCUGCGCCCUUCGAAGAAGACGCAUCCGGGUCAGACUCAGACUCAUCCUCAUCCACAUCCAGCACUUCCUCCAGCGACAGCGCUGACAGCUGUGACGCUUCUCCCGAGCCAGAUGGACCUGAGAGCGCGCAGCCUGGUCCCCCGGCUGGUUCAUCAACUGAGCCCCAGCCUGCAGCUGGCUCAGGCAGCACGGCUUGGCCAGGUGUUGGAGCGGCCCUGACCCGGUUUGACAUUCACAUGCUCCUCAAGCACGCAGCAAAGAGACACAAGCUGCAGGCAGGCGUUCGGAUGCUUGCCGCUCAUGCGAAGCAUGGAGUGAAGCUCGAUCAUCCAAAGGCUCUUGCUGGCAAGACAGUGCCCUGGGAUGAGCUCAGGCACUGCUGCAGCGAGCUGAAAGUGGAGCUGCCAUCCAAAGAAGACAUCUAG
Messenger RNA from Effrenium voratum, 2451 nucleotides. NCBI's taxonomy places the organism in Eukaryota, Dinophyceae, Suessiales, Symbiodiniaceae. The record is from the annotation of a GenBank genome assembly.